This is a messenger RNA of Ricinus communis (castor bean), 2821 nucleotides long. Its product is annotated as LRR receptor kinase SERK2. Gene Ontology annotation, biological process: protein phosphorylation. Gene Ontology annotation, molecular function: receptor serine/threonine kinase binding; ATP binding; protein kinase activity. Bases 418 to 2457 code for a protein of 679 amino acids. NCBI's taxonomy places the organism in Eukaryota, Viridiplantae, Streptophyta, Magnoliopsida, Malpighiales, Euphorbiaceae. The transcript is spliced from 4 exons. The record is from RefSeq and is a predicted model, not a curated record.
GCAACCGAGCUUACAAAAGGUCUCAUACUCAUCCAACUUUAAGUCAACUAAUCGGACGGCUUACAAUCAACAUCGUACGAUUUUGAUUUUGGUUCCUUUUUGAGUUUUUCCAGAUAGUGCAUCUUUUCCUCCACUAAAAUAAGUAUGGAGACUCCUGCCAACCUUGUCUCUUCCUUGCUGUAUCAUCUUCUCUGUUUGCCUAUUUAGACACGAACACACUACUUACUUGCAACCAGUAGAGAGAGGGAGGGAGAGAAGAGGCUAUUUUUGCUUCUUUUCAAGGGCAAAACGUAGUACAAAUCACAAACGGCCAAACAGAGAAGAAAGCUAAAACCUGUGACCAAGAAUAGAACCGAGAGAGAGAGAGAGAGAGAGCUCAAAACUAGCUCAUCUCUAACAUUUUGAGGUAAAAUCAGAAUGGGCCUUGCUAUGUUUCUCUUCACUGUCUUUGUUUUCAUGGUAAAGGAAACAGGGGUUUGUGCAAACUCUGAGCUAAGAGCACUCAUGGACAUCAAAGCUGCGUUGGAUCCCGAAGACAAAUACAUCUCUUCAUGGACUAUAAAUGGAGACCCAUGUGAUGGUUCAUUUGAGGGUGUAGCCUGUAACGAGAACGGUCAAGUAGCUAACAUAUCGUUGCAAGGAAAAGGGCUUUGUGGAAAGCUAUCACCUGCUGUUGAUGGGUUGAAGAACUUGAAAGGUCUCUACUUGCAUUAUAAUUCUCUGUAUGGCGAAAUACCUAAGGAACUAGCUAACUUGACUGAGCUUAGUGACUUGUACUUGAACGUUAAUAAUCUCUCUGGCGAGAUACCUCCUGAAGUUGGAAAGAUGGAAAAUUUGCAAGUUCUGCAGCUCUGCUAUAAUCAGUUCACAGGAAGCAUACCUACCCACAUAGGAUCUUUGAAGAAGCUAACUGUUCUUUCUCUUCAAUCCAAUCAACUUACUGGUGCAAUACCCGCAAGUUUAGGGGAUUUGGGCAUGUUAAUGAGACUAGACUUGAGCUUCAAUCACUUCUUUGGCUCAAUACCCACCAAACUAGCAGAUGCUCCUGUGCUUGAAGUACUAGAUGUUCGAAAUAACUCUCUUUCUGGCAAUGUACCACUCGCGCUUAAGAGACUGAAUGAAGGAUUCUUGUACGGAAACAACCUGGGAUUAUGUGGAGCUGGCUUCAUGCAUUUAAAUGCUUGCAAUGUUUCAGAUCGUCUUAAUCCAAGCAGACCUGAACCCUUUGGACCGGGUUCUACUGGUCUCCCAACAAGAGAGAUCCCUGAAACUGCAAAUUUGCGGUUGGCUUGCAACCACACUCACUGUUCAAGCUCAUCAAAAUCGCAUCAAGCUUCAGUUGUUGUUGGCACAAUUAUCUUAACUAUUGCAUUUAUCGUUAUAGGGAUUCUGACAUUCACCCAGUAUCGUCGCCGGAAACAGAGGCUUGGUAGCUCACUUGAGGUUUCUGAUAAUCAUGUAAGUAUUGACCAAGCCAAGGGGGUUUACAGAAAGAAUGGCUCUCCAUUAAUCAGUCUUGAGUACUCUAAUGGAUGGGAUCCUUUAGCUGAUGGGAGGAGUUUCAGUGGGAAUGAGCAAGAUGUCUUCCAGAGCUUCAGGUUCAAUUUGGAUGAGGUAGAGACUGCCACACAGUACUUCUCAGAGGUGAAUUUGCUGGGUAAGAGUAACUUUUCUGCAACAUACAGAGGUAUUUUAAGAGAUGGCUCUGUUGUUGCUAUCAAAAGCAUUAGUAAAACUAGCUGCAAGUCAGAAGAGACUGAAUUCUUGAAGGGAUUGAAUAUUUUGACCUCUCUGAGGCAUGAGAAUUUAGUGAGGUUGAGAGGAUUUUGCUGUUCAAGGGGCCGAGGGGAGUGCUUUCUCAUUUAUGAUUAUGUUCCCAAUGGUAAUUUGCUGCAGUAUCUUGAUCUGAAGGAUGGUGAUGGCCAUGUGCUUGAAUGGUCCACCCGAGUUUCUAUUGUCAAGGGCAUCGCCAAAGGUAUAGCCUAUUUGCAUGGCCACAAAGUGAAUAAACCUGCUCUUGUUCACCAAAACAUUACAGCUGAAAAGGUUCUUUUCGAUCAGCGGUACAAUCCAUUGCUUGCAGAUUCUGGCUUACAGAACCUUCUCACAAAUGACGUUGUAUUCUCAGCACUCAAGGUCAGUGCUGCCAUGGGUUACCUGGCUCCUGAGUAUGCAACAACCGGUCGAUUCACAGACAAAAGUGACGUAUAUGCAUUUGGAGUGAUUGUAUUCCAAGUUCUCUCAGGGAAGCGAAAAGUUAGCGACUUGGUACGGCUAGGGGCCGAAGUUUGCAGAUUUCAAGAUUAUAUAGACUCCUGUCUGCAUGGGAAAUUCUUCGAGUAUGAAGCAGCUAAGCUUGCAAGAAUCGCUUGGCUUUGCACUCAUGAGUCUCCUAUUGAAAGACCAUCUAUGGAAGCUGUUGUUCAGGAACUGGGUAACUUUAGUAGCUGUCUCUAGUUUCCAUGAAUUUCUUCUACGACUGCUGCCUGAGCAAUUUUCAAAUCUGGGAUUGAAGGGUGGCACCAAGUACUAACUGAACUUUUAGGACUCGUAGUUAUUAUCUUAUGUCCUCUUGCUGAGGACUAAGCUUUACUGUUAAUGUCAUUGAACAGUGUUCUUGUGACCAGGAGAUGUGAUGGCGUGGGCGAUUUUCACUUGUAAUCAACGAAAUUAUUUAAUCUUUUCUGUGUAAAGAGGUGGAUUUUCCUCCAUUAACAAAGAGUUGUUUACUCUACCUCAUGCACAUCACUAAGUUUUUCGAUGUAGACUGUCUGAAUUUAUUGUCCAUUCAAGUGAACUUGGCUUCUGUGCUUAGCCUUUA